AUGGGCAGAGGCAGAGCUCCUACAAGUAGUACUAGUUGUUCUUCAUCUAUUGACAGUAGCAACCACCCAGGCCCAGCUCUCUCAACAACGCCAUCAUCAUCUUCCCAAACCCUCCCAUCUUCUUUCUCACACUCACAGUUCAAACAGUUGAAGAGAGAUCUUAGCACAGAUCUCAGGCUUGGGCUUAGCCUAUCACCCUCUGCCUCUCACUCUCAACAACACAACCCUUCAGUUGCAAGGGGGUCAUCGUCGGAUUGGGCUUCAAACCAGCAGAAGGAGGAGGCAAUGAAUAAUUAUGCAGCAGCUGCAGCAGAUGAAGGCAGCAAUGAUAAUGAUGAUCACACCACAUCCACCUUAUAUGUGAAGGUUUACAUGGCAGGCCAUGCUAUUGGCAGGAAGUUGGAUCUAUUAGCGCAUGAUGGUUUUCAUGACUUGAUACGAACACUGGAACAUAUGUUCAACACCAACAUUCUCUGGGGAGAUGAGGUGGAUAGAGUGCACUCUGAGUCUGGUCGUGAUGUUCAUGUUUUGACAUAUGAAGACGAGGAAGGGGAUUGGCUGAUGGUGGGGGAUGUUCCUUGGGACGAAAAGAUUGAAGAUCACAAGGACUUUUCCAUGCUGAUUUUCACAUCAUCUCCCUCCUCCAAGUCCAAGGGUUUUGAAUUUUUGGGACGGGCUAAGUCAAGCGAGGGUGAGAGAGGAACAGUAGAGAUUUAUAGUCUGGAACGAUGA
Molecule: messenger RNA, 732 nt
Organism: Prunus armeniaca (apricot)
Lineage: Eukaryota; Viridiplantae; Streptophyta; Magnoliopsida; Rosales; Rosaceae
Source: the annotation of a GenBank genome assembly